CCCCACCCCCACCCCUCACUUCUUUAGAUUCUAGAGAGAGAAACCCACCACCACCACCACCACCACCACCACCACCAUGUCCACCACCACCACCACCAUCUUUCCCGACGACUUCAAAUGCCCUAUUUCCCUCGAAAUCAUGUCCGACCCCGUCAUCCUCUCCUCCGGCCACACCUUCGACCGCUCCUCCAUCCAACGCUGGCUCGACAAAGGCCACCGUACUUGCCCAAUUACCAAACUACCCCUCUCCGACAACCCCUCUUUAAUCCCCAACCACGCCCUUCGCAGCCUUAUCUCCAAUUACACCGCUUCCAAUUUCCCCAAAUCCCUUCAAAAUCGUCAAGACUCCGAAACCCUAAUUUCAAACCUGACUUCCAAAAAGUCUUCGCCGGAGGUCAAACUGGUCUCAAUCGAGCAGCUUUGUGUUGUUUCAAAGCGGGAUUUUGAGCUCCGUAAGCGGUUGACGGAGUCUGGAGCUGUGGCGGCUGUGUUGAACUGUGUGGGGAUGAAGGAUUUUGUUCAGUUGGUUGAGAAAGCUUUGAAAUUGUUGUUGAAUUUGAGUUUGGAUGAUGAUAAUAAGGUGGGUUUGGUGGCUGAAGGUGCGAUUAGUAAUGUGGUUGAUGUGUUAUGUAAUGGGGAGUCUGCGGAUUGUCGGGCGACUGCCGCGACGGUGUUGACGAGUCUUGCGGUUGUGGAGGUUAACAAAGCGACAAUCGGGGCGUACCCGUUUGCGAUUAGAGGGUUAAUUGGGCUUUUGAGAGAAGGGGGUGGGAGGGAGAGGAAGGAAGCGGCUACUGCGCUUUACGCGCUUUGUUCGUUUCCGGAUAACCGUAGGCGCGCGGUGGAGUGCGGGGCGGUGGAGAUUUUGGUGAAUUCGUUGAGUUCGGGGCUUGAACGGGCGGUUGAAGUAUUGGGCUUAUUAGCUAAAUGUAAAAGAGGGAGGGAAGAGAUGACAAGGUUCAAUGGGUUGGUGAAGAUUUUGAUUCAUGUGAUGAGUAGUGGAACUUCAAGGGGGGUGCAGUAUGCGCUUUUGACGUUGAAUUCGCUUUGUUCGAGUAGUGAAACGGUUUGUAUGGAGGCGUUGAAGGAAGGCGUGUUUGAAAUGUGUUUGAGGUUUUUGGAAGAUGAUAACGAAAAGGUUAGAAGGAAUGCGUCGAGUUUGAUCAAGGUUUUCGGUGGUGCAGGGCGCAAUCCAUAGGAGGUCAGUUGGGUUCUAAUUCUAUGUUUUAAAAAAAAAAAAAUUUGUUCAGGAAAAGAAAGGAAACACAAGUUUAGAUUUUGGUUGAAAUGAUGUUGUCAAUUGAUAUAUUGUACAUUUUGCAAUAAAUUUGGCCAAAAAUAGUAAGUUCCUUGUUGUAACAUGUCAAUAGAAAGUUCAAAUUUUGUUCAUUA
Messenger RNA from Helianthus annuus (common sunflower), 1392 nucleotides. RefSeq names its product U-box domain-containing protein 8. Bases 77 to 1198 code for a protein of 373 amino acids. The record is from RefSeq and is a predicted model, not a curated record. The transcript has a single exon. Lineage: Eukaryota; Viridiplantae; Streptophyta; Magnoliopsida; Asterales; Asteraceae. Gene Ontology annotation, biological process: protein ubiquitination. Gene Ontology annotation, cellular component: nucleus; cytoplasm. Gene Ontology annotation, molecular function: ubiquitin-protein transferase activity.